Triticum aestivum (bread wheat) is the source of this 2827-nucleotide messenger RNA. RefSeq names its product glutathione S-transferase zeta class. Bases 6 to 1634 code for a protein of 542 amino acids. Gene Ontology annotation, cellular component: cytoplasm. Gene Ontology annotation, molecular function: maleylacetoacetate isomerase activity; glutathione transferase activity; protein binding. Lineage: Eukaryota; Viridiplantae; Streptophyta; Magnoliopsida; Poales; Poaceae. Gene Ontology annotation, biological process: glutathione metabolic process; L-phenylalanine catabolic process. The record is from RefSeq and is a predicted model, not a curated record. The transcript has 2 exons.
ACGAAAUGCAGCCUAGGCCCGCCGCCGCCCCGCUCUCCGCUCCCGCCCCUCCCAACGAUUCCGCCGCCGCCGCCGCCGUAGUCUCUAUCCUCAGCGACGCGGACCCCGACAACCGCCUCCGCGCGUCCGGCAUCAGCCCGGACCCCGCCCUGUUCCCGCACCUCCGCCAGUCGCUCACCACCCUCCCCGAGUCCGCGUUCCCCGCGCUCGCCCGCUGGGCCGGCUCCGCCGCCGCCGUCUCCCUCCUCGCCUCCCGCGGCCUCUUCGCCGCAUCCUGGCGCCUCCUCCUCCUCCAGUCGCCUUCAUCCCCGCCCCCUCCCCUUGCCGCCUUCGCUCCGCUCGUCCGCCGCUACGCCCGCCUCGGCCGCUCCUCGGCGGCUCUCCGCGCAUUCCACUUCCUCCGCCGCAACCCCGACCGCUACACGGUCGAUGGCGACGGCGCCCCCGCCGCGACCUCCCUCCUAAACAUGGCUGUCGGGGCGCUCUGCAAGGAGGGCCACCCGCGCCCGGCCGCGAAACUCGUCGAGCGGUGCCGGCGCGAGGGGGAGCUGGCGCCCGAUGAACGGACCUACAACAUGCUCCUCGAUGGCUGGUCCAGCGCCCGCCGGCUGGACAAGGUCGGGAAGCUCUGGGCUGAGAUGCGCGUGGCCGGCGUGCGCCCGACGGUGGUCUCCUACGGGACUCUCAUCAAGGCGGUUUGUCGGAUGCAGCAGCCGGACCAGGCACUGUCUCUCCUCGACGAGAUGCGGAAGGAGCGGAUCGAGGCGAAUCUGGUUACCUGCAACCCCAUCGUGCAUGCCCUCGCUCAUGCCGGCCGAUUUCGGGACGCAUACAACCUGCUCGAGAAAUUUCCUCUCUACGGGGUGGCCCCUAAUAUCUCAACAUUCAACUCGCUCGUGUUGGCUUACUGCAAAUAUGGAGACCUUGCCGGGGCAAGCGGUGUGCUCAAGGCCAUGAUGGGGAGGGGCAUCUUGCCAACUGCAAAAACGUACAAUUACUUCUUCGUGUUCUUUGCCAAGACCGGGAAUGUUGAGCUGGGGAUGAAUCUUUAUAACAAGAUGGUCAACAAUGGUUAUGCGCCGGACCAGACCACUUACAACCUCCUGGUCAAGAUGUUGUGCGAGGCUAAUCGGCUUGAAUUAGUGGUGCAGAUGAUAAAGGAGAUGAAGGUUAAUGGCUUUGAGUCUGAUCUGGCAACAAGCACCAUGCUGAUACAUUUGCUUUGCCGAAGCCAUCGGUUUGACGAAGCAUGUGCUGAGUUUGAGGACAUGUUUCGUAGAGGGCACGUGCCCCAGUAUAUCACUUACAGGAUGCUUAUGAAAGAGCUCAAGCGGCUGGGUUUGGUUCAACUGGAAGAGAAGUUGACCGACCUAAUGCGCUCAGUACCACAUUCUACAAAGUUGCCUGGCAGCUACAGGGAAAAGGAAGGCGACAAUGCUAAAGAAAAGAGAAAAUUAAUAUUGGAGAAAGCUCAGGCUGUUUCCAAUGUUCUGAAGGAGUGUAAAGAUCCGAAGGAGUUGCACAAGCUAAAAGAUGAUGAAGAAACUGAUGUCCAGGUUGCAGAUAGGAUAGUAGCCAACAUUAGAAAAAGAGUAUAUGGGGGUGUCUCUAGGUUAGCCUCUCCACCUCCUUGAACAUCGAGUUGGCAAAAUCAAAUCAUGAAGAUUUACUGGAUGAUCAGGGAUUUAGAAGUUGAUCACCUAACCAAUUUAUAUUUCACAUGGUUGAUUGCCCUUUGGGAUGUUCAAGAAGCAAGAAGAGAUUGUAACCUCUAAUCCUGUUUGGUUCUUUUUGUGGAUUGGAUAUCCUCCAUGAGAAAUUCACAGAACAGAAGCAGUGGACAUGCAUGAAUUAAUUUAGUGCUUAAGAUGUGGGAUGGAACACACAAGCCUUCUCCAUAUAUGAGGACUGCCUGUGAAUAAAUAGAUAGAAAGAAAAGGGGAAGAAACCCCAUACGAAGUCUGAGCACAAACGACCUCCAUGGCUCCAUCCUGAAAACAACUCAAACAAAACAGUGCCCUGAAAAUAACUACUACUACUAACAACAACCCAAGAAGAAGAGCAGCUGCAUAGCAAGGCAGAUGGAGAAACGGCAGACCACCAAAAUGACCCUGAAGAAAGAUCGACUAGGAAGUUGGAGGGACAGCAGUCAAUCGAAACGACCCUGAAGGAACGUUGAUUGGGACUGAAACAACAUGGAGCUGGCUCUGCUGAAUCAAGACCCACUAUCCCACAUCCACAGGCGCAAAGAAUUGUGAAUACUUGCUGUAGCCCAUAGCAAGCGUCCACUCUGAUUUUCUAUAGAGCUCAUUGCCCUGCGGUGCCAGGCGGCACGUAGUCGCAUCAACAAACUUUCUUCAGACUUUUCAUUGUACAUUCACAUUGGAACACAUAGAUAAAUUGCUCGCUGUCAAUUGCAACUAAAGGUCUAAGAAUUAUCUUUUUAUAUGUAUUUAAUAAAAUAACUGAAAUGUAUAACUACAUUGAGUCAGCAAUUGCAUGUUCUAACUGCAUAACCAGCCACUAAAGAACGUGUGAGACACCUAGGAUCAGCACAGAAGGAUUGCUUAUCAAGUUCAGGCAACACAAUGAUACAGAUGUAAGUAGUGCUUUCAUUGACCUGCAUUUUUUGUUCAGGCUCCUGAAGUUCAUCUUAUCUUUGAUUAAAAAAAAACUAUGCCUCCUUAUCUUCCGUUCUACUAAGAGAUGCGUUAUUCUGCCCUGCAUUUUGUAUUGUUCUUGCCCUGCUUUUGGUUUAGUUUGCCCAAGAUAGUUUUAUUCUGUUCCACAAUUAAGUUUUAUGAUGUAAGCAUUUUUGUUUCUACUU